AUGGGUUCCGGCCUCCUGGUAUUCCCACGGGAGCUGAUGGAGCAAGUCGUGCAAAACUUGCCAGCCGAAUCCAUCCACAACCUUCGAUUGGCGAGCAAAGGUCUGAGCAUCGCGACAACCGGUCCGCAUUUCUAUAGCCUGAUCCGACGCCAAACCAUAAACCUAACGCCGAAAAGUCUGGAUUCCUUGGAAGCGCUCAUUAAAUAUGAUGCGUUUAAUCACAAGGUUCGUCAUGUGCGAAUCAUGGCCGAGACCUUUGCGGUUGCCUCGCUAGAACAUAUCCUCGCCACAGGGAAGACCUCCCCCCCAGAAAUGGUGUUAGAAAAUUGGCUCGGAGGUGACUCGGUCGUCCAAUUGCGGUGGCCGUUGGUGCAACUUGGCGAAGAAGAGUUGCGGAAAAGAGCCGAUGAUCUGUCUUGGAUGAAAGCGCACCUCGAAACACACGAAGAGUUAUUGACAUCCGAAGAGGGUGAGCAAGAAGUGGUUAACCGGUUGGUAGCGAUAUUCCAACAACUCAAGGAUCUGUCACUAGACACCAUAGAGCUCGACGCUCGCUUCGUCAGCGGCCCGCGAUCAUACUCUCGCCCGGUGGCCCGUGAGAUGGUGGAUCUGGACCGCCAGCUGCUAUGGGCACGAGCCUCACAGCUUUACCGGCUUACCUUGACGGCAUUGGCACGGAGUCAAGUGGCCGUCCCCAACCUGCAAAUUCUCUCUCACGCCGCCGGAUGCAGCAUUCCGUCAUACGACAUUACUGCAGGGAUUCCCGGCUUGCUAGCGAAUAACGCAGGAGUCGCUUUAGCUGGUAUCAAGCAGUUGGCCUUCAGUUUUUCCAAUCGCAUGGAUCACGGAUGGGAACGGCUAGAACGCGUGUACGGCCCGGACGCUGGGAAAAGAGAGAGGCGACGGCAGCGUCUGCAGUGGGCGGAGAUCUGGGACGACGUCUACUGGUCGGAUCUACACGGGGUUGCUUCGGAGCCAGGGUCGGACUCGGGACAAAACACCGAUGACAGCGACUGGGAUUCGGAUGAUUCAGAGUACGACGCACGUAUUGCAGCCGAUAAAAAUUCUGAGAUCCGUGGCCGUUACUCGGACAUCGCCGUCCAGGCUAUCUGCCGCGAUAACUUCCCCGGCUUCGCACAGCUUUUGCAACAAAUGCGAAACCUCGAGUCCUUGGACGUACACAUGUAUCAGACUCUGGUGUACGAGUCCAACGAAGGACGUCCGAUGUAUCAUUAUUACUACAAAGUGUUCAACAACGUAAUCGACCAGGGGUUACGAUUCCAGCACCUCAAGCAUGUGGCCCUCUCCGGCCUUUGGUUGCGGCCCGACUCUCUGGUGGCUUUCAUGCAAGGACACCCACAGGUCACAUCGCUCGAGCUGCAAAACGUCGGCAUCCCAAUGUAUGUUUCCGGUCAAACGUCCUGGGGCGUGGCUUUGGCCGAACUGGCACAGGAUGCAGUCGCCCAACGCUCGGCUCUGGCGAGCGUGUUCUGUUCGUACCUAGGCAGCGAGCCCCAGGUGGGUGGUGCGAUCUCUCCAAAUUCGCACAACUUUUUGCGGGUCGGUGAACCUAUCCGAGACGAGUGGCUUCACCGCGGGUGGGUGUCGCGGUGGCAAAAGGGGGUGUUCUUGUCCGGUCGUAGAGUGCUGAGAGACGAAUUCACCCUCGAGGAUGCUUUUGGGCAAGGACGGUCAAGCCGGAGGGGCGGUCUUGUAGAUGUACCCGACAGCCGUUCGUGGGGGAUGGUGGAAGCUCAGUGGGAAGAUCGGUAUGGGAAAAACUAUCACUGA
Molecule: messenger RNA, 1791 nt
Organism: Dichotomopilus funicola
Lineage: Eukaryota; Fungi; Ascomycota; Sordariomycetes; Sordariales; Chaetomiaceae
Exons: 1
Coding region: 1-1791 (596 amino acids)
Source: RefSeq, a predicted model, not a curated record